UUUUAACGGGGGCGAGCCGGGCCUCGAGACCGGAAGUGAACGUCUAUGACACGGGAACGGGCCGGGAAGGCAGAGUGACGCGCACCAUGUCACGGGCUCCUUCCUAAAGGCUCCCUCGCUCCUCUUCCAGGAGGAUGGUCUCUGCGACCCAAGGCAGCAGUGCGGAACUGGAAAGGGUGGCGUGGCGUUAAAUGGAGUCGGAGCAGCUCUUCAACAGAGGCUACGGCAGGAGCAGCUACAACAGCAUCGCCAGCGGGAGCAGCGACGAGGAGCUGCUGGACGGGGCCGGCGUCAUCAUGGACUUCCGCACCACGGACGAUGACAGCCUGCUGGAUGGGGACGCCUCCCCAGGAAAUAACUACAACAUGGUAAAUGGGGGCAAUACGCCCAGCAGCUCCACCCACCUGCUGGACCUGCUGGACGAGCCAAUCCCAGGUGUGGGCACCUACGACGACUUCCACACCAUCGACUGGGUACGCGAGAAGUGCAAGGACCGUGAGCGCCAUCGCAAGAUCAACAGUAAGAAGAAGGAGUCAGCAUGGGAAUUCAUGAAGAGCCUGUACGACGCCUGGUCGGGUUGGCUGGUGGUGACCCUGACAGGGCUGGCCGCUGGUGCCUUGGCGGGCGUGAUCGACAUCGCCGCCGACUGGAUGAACGACCUGAAGGAGGGUGUGUGCCUGAGCUCUCUGUGGUUCAACCACGAGCAGUGUUGCUGGGCCUCCAACGAGACCACGUUUGCCGAGAGGGACAAGUGCCCCCAGUGGAAGACCUGGGCCGAGCUGAUCCUGGGUCAGGCUGAGGGCCCCGGAUCCUACAUCAUGAACUACUUCAUGUACACCUACUGGGCCCUGACCUUCGCCUUCGUGGCGGUGUUGCUGGUCAAGGUGUUCGCCCCCUACGCUUGCGGCUCAGGGAUCCCCGAGAUCAAGACCAUCUUGAGUGGCUUUAUCAUCCGCGGGUACCUGGGAAAGUGGACGCUGAUGAUCAAGACCAUCACACUGGUGCUGGCUGUAGCCUCGGGUCUCAGCCUGGGCAAGGAGGGCCCACUGGUGCACGUGGCCUGCUGCUGCGGCAACAUCUUCUCCUACCUGUUCCCCAAGUAUAGCAAGAACGAGGCCAAGAAGAGAGAGGUCUUGUCUGCGGCGUCAGCAGCUGGGGUGUCCGUUGCUUUUGGUGCCCCCAUAGGUGGCGUGCUCUUCAGCCUGGAGGAGGUCAGCUACUAUUUCCCCCUGAAGACCCUAUGGCGAUCCUUCUUCGCCGCCCUGGUGGCCGCCUUCGUGUUGCGUUCCAUCAACCCAUUUGGCAACAGCCGUCUGGUGCUGUUCUACGUGGAGUACCACACACCGUGGUACCUCUUCGAGCUUGUGCCCUUCAUCCUGCUGGGGGUCUUCGGUGGCCUCUGGGGGGCGCUCUUCAUUCGCGCCAACAUCGCCUGGUGCCGGCGCCGCAAGUCCACCUACCUGGGGAAGUACCCGGUCCUGGAGGUGAUCACAGUGGCGGUGAUCACGGCCGUACUGGCCUACCCCAACCCGUACACACGGCAGAAUACCAGCGAGCUGGUCAAGGAGCUCUUCACGGACUGCGGCCCACUCGAGUCCUCGCAGCUCUGCCAGUACCGCAGCCAGGCCAACGGCAGCCGACUGCUCCUCGAGGACUCCGCGCCCACCAUGCCUGGCGUCUACUCCGCUAUGUGGCAGCUCUGCCUGGCGCUCAUCUUCAAGAUCAUCAUGACCAUCUUCACCUUUGGCGUCAAGGUGCCCUCGGGGCUCUUUAUCCCUAGCAUGGCAAUUGGGGCAAUUGCUGGGCGCAUUGUGGGCAUCACCAUGGAGCAGUUGGCCUACAACCACCACGACUGGUGCGAGGUGGGGGCUGGCUGCAUCACCCCGGGCCUCUACGCCAUGGUUGGGGCUGCUGCCUGCCUGGGCGGUGUGACACGCAUGACUGUGUCAUUGGUGGUCAUCAUGUUUGAGCUGACGGGGGGCCUGGAGUACAUCGUGCCCCUGAUGGCUGCCGUGAUGACUAGCAAGUGGGUGGGCGAUGCCUUUGGCCGCGAGGGCAUCUAUGAGGCUCACAUCCGGCUCAACGGCUACCCCUUCCUGGACGCCAAGGAGGAGUUCACGCACACCACACUGGCGUCCGAUGUCAUGCGCCCGCGGCAGGACAACCAGCCGUUGGCCGUGCUCACGCAGGACGAUAUGACCGUGAGGGAUCUGCAGAACAUCAUUGUGGAGACCAGCUACAACGGUUUCCCUGUUAUAGUAUCGAAGGAGUCACAACGGCUGGUGGGCUUUGCACUGCGCAGGGACAUCAUCAUCGCCAUUGAGAACGCCCGGCGCAAGCAAGAGGGCAUCAUGUGGAACUCGCGGGUGUAUUUCACCCAGCACACCCCCACCCUGCCGGCAGACAGCCCCCGGCCCCUCAAGUUGCGCAGCAUACUGGACAUGAGCCCCUUCACCGUCACGGACCACACACCCAUGGAGAUCGUGGUGGACAUCUUCCGCAAACUGGGCCUGCGCCAGUGCCUGGUCACGCACAACGGGAAUUUGUUGGGAAUCAUCACUAAGAAGAACAUAUUAGAGCACCUGGAGGCGUCAAAGCGACACGUGGAUCCCCGGGUGAUUUGCCACACCCCCUCUGCCUUUUAGGCCCCGCCUGCACUCCAUUUCAGGCUCCGCCUCCACUUCCUCACAGGCAGGAACCCAUGAAACUUGUGUGAACACUUCUCUGAAAUGUUACCAAAGCCUCAGGAGUGAACGUAUGACUCCGCCGCCCUCCCCGGCAGCGACUCGUGCUGCUCUCACUCUCCAUGUGGGUUUAAUAAUAGGCACUUCUGAGACUCCGCAUAGUGGUAGAGCACGUGUCACCAGGGACCAUGCAGCUUGGCCUUCUGGGUAAAGGGAUCACGAAACGGCACUGAAACGGGAGUGGGUUAGUUUGGGUGGAUCCGUGCUGGUCGAUGGAUCCUCCGUUCCUCACCGCUCCAGGAUAUCCCACAAUGCACUUAGCCCCUCAGGUUCUGUGCUGAUUCGCCUGCUCUGCGUUUGCCCAUAUAUGUGGCGCACGUGUAGUAAAGAUGUCGCUGCGUGGCUUUGCAGAGGUUUCUCUUUUUUUUUCUGCUCACUUCCUGUCACCAGAGUCUGUAUCUACAGCCGGAGAUCGAAGGCAGAUCGCUGUGAACAUAGCAUCACCUUUUGGUGUUUCAGUGUUAUCCCUGUGCGAUUGGGGAGGGUUCAGCUGUAACUGGCAGUCAGUGGUACUGAGGCUGCGCUGUAGUGACACUAACAUUAGCUAGAAUCGGUGGUCCUGCUGUGGUUCCUGAUCUCCCUGACACGCCUACCUCUUAGCUCGGUCCAUCCCGACCCGCCUCAUCCGCCCUCCGCCGAUCCUCUCUCACCUCCUCCCACUCCUAUGGUCACUCUCUCUCACCUCCUCCCGCUCCACGCCUACAGGUCUCGCUAAAUGUCAGCACACGCUUGGAGCAAAACCGCCUGGCUUUAAUCUUUCCCCACGGUCUAAUCCCACUGGCAGCGUCGGGGGCCUGGACCAGUUAGGGGGCUGCCGCUCCAGUCACCCCCUCCUCGUCCCACACGCAGCUCCACUUCUGGAUGGGGGGCUCUUCACUCUAAUGCCUGUCGCUCUCCUCAGUCCCUCUCCUUCUCUCACCACACAAGAUGGCUUCCUCUUUGUCCUUCACACCCCAUUUUUUUUUUUGCUGGCACGACCCUUAACCCCAAACCAAAACCCAAGCAGCAUUUCCUCACAGUCAAUAUGGAAAUCACAUUAAAGCUACAGCAUACUGCAAGAUACCUUAUUGGGGGUCUCAUUCCUCAGUAAUCAUAAUACUGAUGAUUAUACACAGUCCCGUUAAAUCACGGCGUAUCUGCACUCAGAUGGGCGUGAUCAGUGAACGCUGUCCUCAGUGGCAGCGCCUGACCAGUGGUGGGGCUGGAGCUACAGGGCUGAUGGUAUCUGUGUCCCACAGCAUUAUGCGUGACCCAGACAGAACUGUCUCGGGUCCAGCUGCUUCAGGCUAUACCCCGGACCCUGGGUGUUUUCCUCGUACGGCCAGCAAAAAAAAAAUAAAUAAAAAGCCAUGCUGUGUUGGUGUAUGUGCCCACCCCCACCCCCUCUCAUUACCAUUUUCCUUCAUUCUGACCCCCCCACCCCUUUCCGUUCUUUCU
Messenger RNA from Brienomyrus brachyistius, 4181 nucleotides. RefSeq names its product chloride channel 3 (gene clcn3). Gene Ontology annotation, biological process: chloride transport; transmembrane transport. Lineage: Eukaryota; Metazoa; Chordata; Actinopteri; Osteoglossiformes; Mormyridae. Gene Ontology annotation, cellular component: synaptic vesicle; early endosome; Golgi apparatus. Bases 192 to 2645 code for a protein of 817 amino acids. The record is from RefSeq and is a predicted model, not a curated record. The transcript has 13 exons. Gene Ontology annotation, molecular function: voltage-gated chloride channel activity.